This is a messenger RNA of Gymnodraco acuticeps, 1656 nucleotides long. RefSeq names its product protein tyrosine phosphatase non-receptor type 2b (gene ptpn2b). The record is from RefSeq and is a predicted model, not a curated record. NCBI's taxonomy places the organism in Eukaryota, Metazoa, Chordata, Actinopteri, Perciformes, Bathydraconidae. Gene Ontology annotation, biological process: protein dephosphorylation. Gene Ontology annotation, molecular function: protein tyrosine phosphatase activity.
GGAGGACCUCUGCUGACGCAUGCGCACAUGCAACUUCAGAUGUCAACCGAGACAACGGACAAACAGUUAGCGUUUGAGCUCGUAUCGGAGGGAAGUAAAACAUUAUUUCACCUAAAGCUCCUCUAGCUCAAACAGCGUAAUGAGGUAGAGAAGUCGGACAGAUAAUUAGACUUACCGUUAUUACAAUAGACUGGCAUCGCCACGGUGAAAAUGGACCAGGAGUGUGAAGACAUAGAUUCAGAGGGCCGGUGGCAGAAACUGUACCUGGAAAUAAGGAAUCAGUCCCACGAGUGCUCGUACAAAGUGGCAAAGUAUCCAGAGAAUCGCAACCGAAACAGAUACAGAGAUGUCAGUCCAUUUGAUCACAGUCGGGUGAAGCUGGAGAGCACAGACAACGACUACAUCAAUGCAAGUCUGGUGGUCAUGGAGGAAGCCCAGAGAAGUUACAUAUUGACUCAGGGCCCCCUGAGGAACACCUGUGGCCACUUUUGGCUCAUGAUCUGGGAGCAGAAGACCAAAGCCAUCGUCAUGCUAAACCGCGUCAUUGAGAAAGGCUCAGAGAAGUGCGCUCAGUACUGGCCCACAGCGGAGGAGAGGGAGAUGGCCUUCAGAGACACACGCUUCCUGGUCACGCUGCUGUCGGAGGACAUCAAGUCCUACUACACCACCCGAGUGUUGGAGCUGCAGAAUAUCAGUACGGGGGAGAAGAGAGAGAUCUACCACUUUCACUACACCACGUGGCCAGAUUUUGGUGUUCCAGACUCCCCGGCGUCUUUCUUAAACUUCCUCUUCAAAGUGCGGGAGUCGGGAGCGUUGGGGCGGGACCACGGACCGGCGGUGGUGCACUGCAGCGCUGGAAUCGGACGCUCCGGGACAUUUUCAUUGGUUGACACGUGUGUGGUCCUCAUGGACAAGAAGAAAGACCCCUCGUCAGUGGACAUCAAAAGCACCUUGUUGGACAUGAGGAAGCACCGCAUGGGCCUGAUCCAGACCCCGGACCAGCUGCGCUUCUCCUUCAUGGCGGUGCUCGAAGGAUCCAAGUGCAUCAAGGGAGAUUCCUCUGUACAGAACCGCUGGCGGGAGUUGUCCAGGGAAGAUCAGGAGCCGAUAUUAGAGUCUCCGCCCUCGACUCAGCCGCAGGCCCGGUGUCCGACGGAGCGAUGCAACGGCAGCCAGCGGGGGGGUCAGCAGGAGGAGGGAGGGGACUACAGACAGGACGACAGAGCACCAGCACCAUCUCCAUGCAAGGAGCAGGAGCAGGACGGCGGCACCACACACAAGCGACGCAGAGAAGACAGCAUCUCCAAAUCAGGCACAGCCAAGACAACCCAAAGCAAGCCCAGGACAAACGACUCAGAGAAGAAGAGGAAAAGGGCGAAAACCAGCGACUGCUAACCACCUCCACCUGCGGCCGUGCACCUGCAGCUCCGGCAGCACAGCCACCUCCGGCAGGGAUCUCCAGCUCUCUCAAACCUCUGCGCCCCCCCCCCCCCUCCACUGCCACAGCUCUCUGUCCAGCCCUGAAACAUAAAUCAGCCUCUGCACACCUCCCCCUUCCCCCUCCUGUUAGCAGCAUGUCACCCCUCAGCGCCCCACCUCACUCUUCCUCUCUAAACUGUUUACAGCAGACACUUCGACAUUCUUUGAAGACGGCAC